AUCAGGAAGCGUCAGUUUCAAGCACUGGCGCGGAGCAUAGCGGCAAAUUUCAUCUGAGUUUGAGAUUUAUGGAGAAUAUUAAUAUGACAUACUUCUAUCACCUCACGACUAACUGAUUUCUCUCGACAUGACACAGUCUAUCGUUGUUCAAGUUGGACAGUGUGGUAAUCAAGUUGGCUGCAGGUUCUGGGACCUUGCUCUGAGGGAACACGCACAUGUAAAUAAGAAAGGAAUAUAUGAUGAAGCCUUGAGUAGCUUCUUUCGAAAUGUUGACACCAGGAGAAGCGACGGGGGAUCGGCCCAAAUCACAGGGGGGAAGAUUAGUACCCUGAAAGCCAGGGCUGUGCUGGUAGACAUGGAGGAAGGAGUGGUGAAUGAGAUUCUUCAGGGGCCACUAAGGGAGGUGUUCGACAGCACACAGCUAAUCACGGAUGUCUCAGGAUCAGGGAACAACUGGGCCGUGGGGCACUGGACGUACGGCUCGACCUACCGGGAGCAGAUCGUGGAGCAGGUGCGGCGUGCAGCGGAGCACUGUGACUGCCUGCAGUGCUUCUUCCUCAUUCAUUCCAUGGGUGGAGGCACGGGCUCGGGCCUGGGCACAUACGUGCUGAAGCUUCUAGAAGAGGAGUUCCCUGAGGUAUACCGCAUUGUGACCUCAGUGUACCCCUCCGCUGAGGACGACGUUAUCACCUCGCCGUACAACAGCAUAUUGGCCAUGAGAGAGCUAACAGAACACGCAGACUGUGUUCUACCUGUGGAGAAUCAGUCUUUGGUGGACAUUGUGAAUAAAAUCCGGCACAUGUCCCAGUCCGGUAAAGGCGGCUCUGUGAUUAAGAAGGACAGCACGGUCAUCUCCAGUAAGGGCGGGGUCAGUGGGGUGGAGAAGCCCUUCGAUGCCAUGAACAACAUCGUGGCCAAUCUGUUACUCAAUAUCACCAGCUCAGCACGCUUUGAGGGCUCUCUCAACAUGGAUAUGAAUGAGAUAACCAUGAACCUGGUGCCCUUCCCCCGCCUGCACUACCUGGUGCCGAGCCUCACUCCACUCUACACUCUGGCAGAUGUCAACAUCCCCACCAGAAGGCUUGACCAGAUGUUCAGUGACGCCUUCAGUAAAGACCACCAGCUGAUCCGGGCAGACCCCAAGCACUGCCUGUACCUGGCGUGCGCUCUCAUGGUGCGGGGCAACGUCCAGGUGUCAGACCUGCGCCGGAACAUCGAGAGGCUCAGGCCCACGCUGCCCUUUGUGUCGUGGAACCAGGAGGGCUGGAAGACGGGCCUGUGCUCUGUGCCUCCCGUCGGCCACACGCACGCCCUGCUGGCCCUGGCCAACAACACCUGUGUGCGGCCCACCUUCAGCGAGCUCAGGGAGCGCUUCAGCAAGCUCUACAGGAAAAAGGCCCAUCUCCAUCACUACCUGCACGUGGAGGGGAUGGAGCAGGCGUGCUUCUCAGAGGCUCUCUCCUCGCUUUCCUCCCUUAUCGAGGAGUACAGCCAGCUGGACGCCACCAAGGGCGCCUGCAUGCCGGACGCCCCCAGACUCAGCAUAGCCACGUGAAGAAGCCCUCCAUCUGCACCGGUUUGCCUUUGUGUGUGUGUGUGUGUGUGUGUGCGUUGUGUGUUCAUGGGCUGUGUUUGUGUGUGUGUGUGUGUGUGUGUAAAUGCUUUGAACACAUGUCGAAUAACUACAC
Messenger RNA from Alosa sapidissima (American shad), 1688 nucleotides. It is a transcript of the gene tube1, whose product is annotated as tubulin, epsilon 1. The record is from RefSeq and is a predicted model, not a curated record. Bases 128 to 1555 code for a protein of 475 amino acids. Lineage: Eukaryota; Metazoa; Chordata; Actinopteri; Clupeiformes; Clupeidae. The transcript has 12 exons. Gene Ontology annotation, molecular function: structural constituent of cytoskeleton; GTP binding. Gene Ontology annotation, biological process: microtubule cytoskeleton organization; mitotic cell cycle. Gene Ontology annotation, cellular component: cytoplasm; microtubule.